AUGCUGUUCGGCCGUGUGUCGAAACCUUCGUCGAAAGACUUCACCGGCACGUCCCUGUAUAUCUGGUAUGACUACUUCUCCUGCCCUCAAGACAAUCAUGGAGAAGCCCCACUCCACCGACGGCAGGCCAUCAACUCAAUCGUGAGUUAUAUUUCUCAGUGCAAGUACUUCGUCAUCCUCUGUCCGGCCUUGACCCAUGUGGAUCUCCACCAGGAGCUUGGUCAGGAGACCUGGGCGGAGCGAACGGAGCGCUUGGCCAGGGAGCUUGCAGAGCGCAAGGAUGGUCUCACAGUUCUCUGGGUGGAUGGUGCCACCAUCGUGAUCGAGAGCGCUUCACAGCUCUACCUAAUGUUGGAUGCGCGCAGAUACCUGGAUGCACCGGGAGAUGGACAAUUUACGGUCGAGCAGGACAGGCUCCAGAUUGCCCGGGUGCUGGUUCAGAUGGUGUGGAAGAAGCUCCUGUACUUGCUGGAUCAGGGUGACUGGCAUGGCUACCGAUUCCUGCUGAACACGCAGGCCACAUGCAUCUUCAAAGGCCUGGACGUCGCCCCUCUGGAGGGCCUAAUGCCGGGCUUUGUGCCAAGAAGUGAUCCCUUUGUUGACCGUACAGCAUACCAUGUGGAGUGGUUUCUGCAUGAGAACGGCUUCCGGAGCAUUUCGGAGCGAGACAAAGCUGGAUGGACGCCCCUGUGUUAUGCAGCCAUGACUGGCAAUGCAAGCUUGGUGGAGUCCUUGCUGGAAAAACGUGCAGACUGCAACGAGAAGAUCACCAAACAGAAGCCCGAGCUAAGCAUGUCGAAAGGCAUGCCGGUUCUCUCCCUUGCCACGCUUUUUCAGAGCAACGAGGUCGUGAAGGUACUGCUGGCCGCUAAGGCGAAGGUGAACGCGCGAGACAGUCGCCAUUCCAUCCCCUUGCAUUGGGCAUGCCACUCCGACAACCUAGAAGCAGCGCGAAUUCUUCUUCAUGCUGGGGCUGAUCUGCGUAUGACGCAGCUGUUGGGAUUCGACGCCUUCGCGUGUGCAGCGGGUUCAGGUGCCGUGAAAGUCACGCGAGAGCUGCUUCGGAUUGACCCGGAGGUGAGCCUUCGGUACCGACUCCAUGGUGCUCUCAUCUUCUUUUCCAGCUCCACGGAGAUCGUCGCCACGCUGCUGGAGGCCAAGGCAGACGUCGACGAGCAGCUCCAAAUUGCAAACUCUAUCUGGCGGACGAUGUUCAUGGCCUUGAGCCUCCGUCAUCGCAUCAGCCCAUCACUGUUGACGAAACUUGCGCACCAUCACCAGCGUGCGACGCCCCUGAUGUUGAGCAUCCUGUGCGGAGGCUUCGGGGCUUCCCGGUUGCUGCUCCAAGCCGGCGCGGACGUGAACAUCCGAAACAGCAGGGGGAAAACCGCGGCCGAUCUGGCUCGGGAGGUGGAGGCGCCCCCGGCCGUCGUCGCCCAAUUAGAGGGCCAGGAGGAGGGCGUCUGCGCCACGCCCUCUACGUUCUCCAUCUGA
This is a messenger RNA of Symbiodinium sp. CCMP2592, 1494 nucleotides long. The record is from the annotation of a GenBank genome assembly. Lineage: Eukaryota; Dinophyceae; Suessiales; Symbiodiniaceae.